CUACUGAAUAGGAAACCAGUCCGUUAUUUUUCCUUUAAAUCGAGUAUCACAAGGAUACCAACAGGAACACAGAGCGCUGGAGCUAGCUGCUAAAGUUAACCAUUCCGUAGUCCUUUCUCGACCGACGCAGCAUCAACAGAGUCUACAAUCAAAUUUCUCAAAAUGAGUGCUGCUGCAUCCCAAAAAGUGGUCCUGAAAAGCACCACCAAAGUGUCUCUCAAUGAGCGCUUCACUAACAUGCUGAAGAACAAGCAGCCCACUGCGGUAAGCAUUCGAGCCACCAUGCAACAGCAGCAUUUGGCUAGUGCCCGCAAUCGCCGGUUGGCCCAGCAGAUGGAGAACCGCCCCUCAGUCCAAGCAGCUCUAAAUCAUAAGCAGAGCCUAAAGCAACGCCUGGGUAAGGGUAGCAUCCAAGCCAGACUGGGCCGGCCCGUCGGAGUUCUACUGCGUGGAGGACCUGCUGGGAGCAGAGGUGGCAUGCGGGGAAUGUCCAGAGGAGGAUUUAGAGGAGUCCGAGGAGGAAUAAUUCGUGGAGCUUUGUCCCUGAGGGGAAAGCGAAUGCCUGCAGGAGGCCCCAUGCGAGGCCGGGGCAUGGCUAACCGCCUGCCAAUGCGUAGAGGAGGCCGCUACCGCGGGGGAGCUGCUGGAAGGGGAGGAGUAAUGUCAAGAGGAGGAGGUCGAGGAGGAGUAGCCAGAGGCCGUGGCGGACUUCGUGGACGUGGUGGCUUCGCUGGUCGAGGAGGGCGUGGUCGUGGGCGGGGUAGAGGAAGUGGUCGACCACCUGUAACCCGUGAACAGCUUGACAACCAACUGGAUGCCUAUAUGUCAAAGACCAAAGGUCACUUGGAUGCAGAGCUGGAUGCCUACAUGGCCCAGGCAGACCCAGACAGCAUGGAGUGAAGGACUGAACAUAAACUGUGAAGCUGAAGAAGGGGUAAAGCUUAGUGUUAGAUGGAUCAGCUGGCAAAAGAAACAGUGUCACCUGACCAACAUUAAACUCUGCAGCAGCUGCCUGUUGAAAGAACCUUUUCAUUGUGAAAUAGUACUGUCUACAGACCUUGAUUCAUCAUUGGUAGCAUUUUUUUCUAUUUAGUCAAAACUGUUUAAAACUUGUAAAGUUACUGGUCUGUGAUCCAGCAGAUAUCUCCCAUCCACACAUCCUCCACAAACUCCACCCCCAACCCUAGCCCCAGGAAAACCAAUUUCUAAUUAUUUUUAAAAUAAUUUUUAUGUUUUUUGCUCAAACCUUUGGAGUAAGGUCAUUUACUUAUCUUAACACAUUGGAAAAUAUUCUUUAAAUUAUGCAUUUGUGUGUAAGCACAGUUUUAAAAAGGUUUUUUUUUUUUUUUCAUUUUAUGUUUGAAAAUUUAUAUUCUGGAGCAUUCAUAUUCCCUGAAGCAGAAUGUUUGUUUUAAAAUAAAAACUGUUUCUUUA
This is a messenger RNA of Girardinichthys multiradiatus, 1434 nucleotides long. RefSeq names its product chromatin target of PRMT1a (gene chtopa). Lineage: Eukaryota; Metazoa; Chordata; Actinopteri; Cyprinodontiformes; Goodeidae. The transcript is spliced from 6 exons. The coding region runs from base 163 to 900 and encodes 245 amino acids. The record is from RefSeq and is a predicted model, not a curated record.